AUGAAGGCUAACAGCUUUCUCAUUGCCCUCCUCCCAACCGCCCUAGCCAUCCCCCUCCCCACACCAAAUGAAGGCGCUACAAGCCUCUCAGAAAGCCAGCGCCUCCAGUCUAUCACCGACGAGCUUAUGUUCGGCCUCGAGCUGCCCGACUUCACAGCUCGCAGAGAGGCAAACGACCCUCCUCAGUUAGACUGGUACUCUGAUGGCUGCACAAGGGCUCCGAGUAACCCUCUCGGAUUCCCCUUUCAAAGGGCGUGUGAACGCCAUGACUUCGGUUACCAGAACUACCGAAUACAAGGGCGCUUCACCAAGGCCGCAAAAGCGCAGAUAGAUCUUAGAUUCAAAGAAGAGUAUGAUUUCCCUUUCGUUCCUUCCUUCUCCCCUGGAAUCUGCUUCUGUUGA
This is a messenger RNA of Aspergillus oryzae RIB40, 402 nucleotides long. RefSeq names its product phospholipase. Bases 1 to 402 code for a protein of 133 amino acids. NCBI's taxonomy places the organism in Eukaryota, Fungi, Ascomycota, Eurotiomycetes, Eurotiales, Aspergillaceae. Gene Ontology annotation, biological process: arachidonate secretion; phospholipid metabolic process. Gene Ontology annotation, molecular function: A2-type glycerophospholipase activity. The record is from RefSeq and is a predicted model, not a curated record. The transcript has a single exon.